CGCGCAUUAAAAGAGGGGCCUGUGUGUUUUUAAUAAUCCCAUCCCCUGGCCUUUUCUCCACCAUCACAUCAGUUUUAUUUGGUUUUCUUGAGUUGGCAGCAAGAAGAAGAUGAAGAAGUGCGCAAAUAAGGUAACCCAAAUAGUUGUCACCUCUCCAAUUGGCAACAUUUUGGUCGAGUUUUGCACCUUCGGUUUGCAUUCCGUGAACCAGGACCCAGAAAUCAACGAUAGAAAUUUCCAACCAGAUUCUCGACGGAAAGUAGAAAUCUUGGAUACUUCUUUCUCCCUAAAAAACAACCAAAACGCUCAGAACUGCGUGAAUUGGCUGGACACGUACUUCCACAAUUCAAAGGCAUUAACUGGAGUCAAUGAACAACAGCUCUUUUGCACCAUUGAACAAACAACAGAUGCACCUUUCUAUGACAGAGUGUAUGUUGCACUUCUAAAAGUUCCCUUUGGAGAGACUGUUAGUUACAAAGAGCUAGCAACGCUCGCAGGCAAUCCAAAAGCAACUAGGGCAGCUGGAUCUGCAAUGGCAAACAACCCUUUUCAGUUAAUGGUACCGUGCCACCGUGUGCUACCAUCGCCCUCCACCUCAGGAAAACAGAGGGUUGGAAACUACUCAAGCGGCAAGAAAGUGUCAGUGAAAGAGUGGCUUUUGAUGCACGAGGGACAUGGUUUAAAGAAUGGACACCUUGUUUGA
Cloeon dipterum is the source of this 703-nucleotide messenger RNA. RefSeq names its product O-6-alkylguanine-DNA alkyltransferase (gene agt). The record is from RefSeq and is a predicted model, not a curated record. The transcript has 4 exons. Gene Ontology annotation, molecular function: methylated-DNA-[protein]-cysteine S-methyltransferase activity. NCBI's taxonomy places the organism in Eukaryota, Metazoa, Arthropoda, Insecta, Ephemeroptera, Baetidae. Gene Ontology annotation, cellular component: nucleus. The coding region runs from base 110 to 703 and encodes 197 amino acids. Gene Ontology annotation, biological process: DNA repair.